This is a messenger RNA of Panicum virgatum (switchgrass), 1184 nucleotides long. RefSeq lists its product as uncharacterized. Gene Ontology annotation, biological process: protein desumoylation. Gene Ontology annotation, molecular function: deSUMOylase activity. The record is from RefSeq and is a predicted model, not a curated record. Bases 1 to 924 code for a protein of 307 amino acids. NCBI's taxonomy places the organism in Eukaryota, Viridiplantae, Streptophyta, Magnoliopsida, Poales, Poaceae. Gene Ontology annotation, cellular component: nucleus. The transcript is spliced from 8 exons.
AUGUCUAAAUUGUCUGAAGAGGUGUAUAAUUCAAACCUACGAUCUAGUACUAAAACACCUGGAUCUGUUCAGAGAGUUGGUGUUUCUGGUUCUCAACCAAGCUCUCGAUUCAAACCUUCUGAUUCCUCAACUGGAGCUACCAACAAAUUCUCUGUUUCCAAGUCUGAGGUUCUCAACUAUAAAAUUCUUUGCAAGCUGGCUUCUUCACAGUUCCAGAGCGAGGAUGCUGUUAAUCUUUCUGGUGUUCGUUGUACUUUCUGGUCUCUUGGUGAAUCCCUUAAGCCUGAUGGCUUAGUCAAGACCUUUGUUGUAUCUGCCUUUUGCUACAGUUUGUUUCAAAAACCCAAUGGUCAUCCAGAUGUUUCGAAGAGGCAUUACAUCUUUGCUAACAUUGGUGAGAAUCUUUUGAAAGAUUUUGAUGAUGCUGAUCAGAAUGUUUUGGCUCGUGCUUUCAAAAGAUCAUCAAAAGCUAGACCUCUAAACCAUUCUAAUGCGCUCUUUUUCCCAACCUGCUUUGAGGAUCACUGGUUUGUCUUUGUUGUUGAUAUUAAAGACAGGAAAUUUGUGAUUCUUGAUUCUUACUACAAGGAGAAUGAUGAAUUUCAAGAAAUUGUUCGUGAACGCAUGAUAUCUUCUUUUGAGCAUCAUUGGGAAAAAUAUGUGCAAGUUGAAAUGGGAUUCCAAGAUUUUGAUACCAUUUAUCCAGCAGUCCCUGAACAACCUCUUGAUAACACUACUGAUUCAGGAAUUUAUGCUAUGAUGUUCAUCGAAAAUUGGAUAUCUCCAAGAUCCAUGCUUACAUCUGUCUUUUCUUCUACCGACAUCCCCAAUAUCCGAAUCAAGAUUGCAAAUGAUCUAGUUUUCCAGCCCAAAAACUCAGGAAUGAAACAACGUGUUAUUGAGUUUAAGCAGCAGGAUCUGUAAUUGCAUUGCCAAUUUCUGAUCCAGAUUUCUACAAUAGUUAUAGUUCCAAUACUGUUUGAAAACCUACAGCAUAGCAAGCAGUCUGCAAAAUACUGUUUCUUACAACCAUCAAGUAGCACCAUCAGACCAUUUUGCCUAUUAGUCAUAUAUGAUGUAAUAGGAUAGAUAAAUAACAGUUUGUCUACUGUCUAUUACAUUUUAUUCCAGAAUUCUGUAGUACAUAAAAUAUCUUCUUUUCACUCUCAGAUCAUGUCUUGUCU